This is a messenger RNA of Penicillium waksmanii, 1662 nucleotides long. Its product is annotated as karyopherin alpha. The transcript is spliced from 3 exons. Gene Ontology annotation, molecular function: nuclear import signal receptor activity; protein binding. Gene Ontology annotation, biological process: NLS-bearing protein import into nucleus. Gene Ontology annotation, cellular component: nucleoplasm; nucleus; cytoplasm. The coding region runs from base 1 to 1662 and encodes 553 amino acids. The record is from RefSeq and is a predicted model, not a curated record. NCBI's taxonomy places the organism in Eukaryota, Fungi, Ascomycota, Eurotiomycetes, Eurotiales, Aspergillaceae.
AUGGCCGAACGUUAUAUCCCAGAGCACCGCCGGACGCAGUUCAAGGCGAGAAAUCAGUUCCGCCCCGAUGAGCUCCGCCGCCGCCGUGAAGAACAACAGGUCGAGAUCCGGAAGCAGAAGCGUGAGGAGAACAUGGCCAAGCGACGUGGUGUCCAAACUAGUGAUGGAGGUAUCGGUGUUGGUGGUGCUGGCAUGGCUGCCGCCACUGAGAGUGAUGAUGAGGCUAGUGCUAUCGAGAGCGAGCUCAACGUCGAGCUUCCCCAGAUGGUGAAGGGUGUCUUCUCCGACCAAGUUGAGGAGCAAAUCCAGGCCACCACUAAAUUCCGCAAAUUGCUGUCCAAGGAGCGCAACCCUCCUAUCGAGCGUGUCAUUGAGACCGGCGUCGUCAGCCGCUUCGUUGAGUUCCUUCGCUCUCCUCACACCCUGGUCCAGUUCGAGUCCGCUUGGGCCUUGACCAACAUUGCCUCCGGUUCCGCCCAACAAACUCAGGUUGUCAUCGAGGCUGGUGCUGUCCCUAUCUUCGUUGAGCUGCUUAGCUCCCCCGAGCCCGAUGUCCGCGAGCAGGCUGUGUGGGCCCUUGGUAACAUUGCUGGUGACAGCCCUCACUGCCGUGACUUCGUUCUCGGUGCUGGUGCCCUGCGCCCCCUGCUCAACCUCAUCAACGAUGGCCGCAAGCUGAGCAUGCUUCGCAACGCUACUUGGACUCUUAGCAACUUCUGCCGUGGCAAGACCCCUCAGCCCGACUGGAACACUAUCGCCCCCGCUCUGCCCGUCCUUGCCAAGCUCAUCUACAUGCUGGACGACGAGGUCCUGAUUGAUGCCUGCUGGGCCAUCUCCUACCUUUCUGAUGGCGCUAACGAUAAGAUUCAAGCCGUCAUCGAGGCCGGCAUCCCUCGCCGACUGGUGGAGCUCCUCAUGCACGCCUCCACCUCCGUUCAAACUCCCGCCCUCCGUUCCGUGGGCAACAUUGUCACCGGUGACGAUGUCCAGACCCAGGUCAUCAUCAACUGCGGUUCUCUCCCCGCCCUGCUCUCGCUCCUGAGCUCCACUAAGGAUGGCAUCCGCAAGGAGGCUUGCUGGACUAUUUCCAACGUCACUGCUGGCAACUCUAGCCAAAUCCAGGCCGUCAUUGACGCUGGUAUUAUUGCCCCUCUGAUCAACCUGCUUGCCAACGGCGAUUUCAAGACCCGCAAGGAGGCUUGCUGGGCUAUCUCCAACGCCACCUCCGGUGGUCUGCAGAAGCCCGAUCAAAUUCGCUACCUUGUCUCCCAAGGCUGCAUCAAGCCCCUCUGUGAUCUCCUCGCUUGCCCCGACAACAAGAUUAUUCAGGUUGCUCUUGACGGUCUUGAGAAUAUUCUGAAGGUCGGUGAUAUGGAUAAGGAGGCUGGCGAGGGUGAGGCCCGCGUCAACCGCUAUGCCCUCUUCAUCGAGGAGGCUGGUGGUAUGGAGAAGAUCCACGAUUGCCAGAACAACGCCAACGAGGAGAUUUACAUGAAGGCGUACAACAUCAUCGAGAAGUACUUCUCUGAUGAGGAUGAAGGUGCUGGCGAUAUCGAUGAGCUUGCUCCCCAGCAAACCUCUACCGGAUUCGCUCUCGGCGCCGGUCAGCAGCAGCCUGGCGGAUUCAACUUCGCUAACGGCGGUGAUUCCAUGGAUAUGUAA